This is a messenger RNA of Cladophialophora immunda, 1809 nucleotides long. RefSeq lists its product as uncharacterized. Lineage: Eukaryota; Fungi; Ascomycota; Eurotiomycetes; Chaetothyriales; Herpotrichiellaceae. The record is from RefSeq and is a predicted model, not a curated record. The coding region runs from base 134 to 1294 and encodes 386 amino acids. The transcript is spliced from 5 exons. Gene Ontology annotation, molecular function: NAD binding.
CAUGGAUGGAUGCCGUCGCUGACCUUUUCUCUCUCCGUCCAUUGCCAUUCCACAGCCGCCUCUCUAUCCCUGCUACUCUAGUUCAUCAUCUUGGCCUUUCCCAACCCCUCACACAGCAGCCACAGCCAACAACAUGGGAGGCGGCCCUGAUAAGGAACAUCUGCUCAUCGUCCUGUGGGAUCCCGAGCCCAAAGACCUCACGGCUGAGAUCAAGCGACGAUUCCCCUAUUUCGAUGUUACGUAUUACCAGCUGAAUGCGAUGGGCAGAGAAGGCAGAGAGAAGUCUCAGACGAUCCCAAAGGAACUAUGGCAGUCGGCCACCAUCCUCAUCACCCUUUCAGCCCUCCCUGCCCGACCGGAAGAUGCUCCAAACCUCAAGCUCAUCCACCUCUUCUCCGCCGGCGUCGACCACUACAUGAACCACCCUAUCGUGACCGACAGCGACAUCGCCAUCACCACGUCCUCGGGCAUCCACGGCCCGCCCAUCACCGAGUGGAUCAUCAUGACCACCCUCGUCGCCAGCAGGCACUACGCCACCGAGUACGAGUGGCAGAAGCAGCACCGCUGGGGCACCGAGCGCAAGAUGCUGACCGCCGGCACGGACUGGGUGGGCAAGACGGUCGGGAUCGCCGGGUAUGGGAGUAUUGGGCGUCAAGCCGCCCGCGUCUUUUCGGCCUUGGGCGCCCAUGUUCACGCCUACACCGCGGGUCCGCGCCCAACACCCGCGUCCAGAACCGACACCGGCUACAUCAUCCCAGGGACGGGUGACCCGGACGGCACGAUCCCGCGGGCAUGGUACUCGGGGACAUCCAAGGCGUCGCUGCACGCGUUCCUGGCCUCGGGUCUUGACGCGCUGAUCAUCGCGUUGCCCCUUACGCCGGCGACGCGGCACAUGUUCUCGACGGCCGAGUUCGAGAUCCUGGGCGGCAGCUCUGCACCGUCGUCCGCGUCCUCGUCCUCGUCCUCGUCCUCGUCGACGCCGCAGCCGGGCCGGAAAUCCCGCUCGUGCUUCCUGAUCAACGUCGCGCGGGGGCCCUUGCUCGACCAGCCCGCCCUCGUGGCGGCCCUGAACAACGACGUCCUCCUGGGCGCCGCCCUCGACGUCACCGACCCGGAACCCCUGCCCCCGGACGACCCGCUCUGGGACGCGAAGAACGUCAUCGUCACCCCGCACAUCAGCGGCCUGGGCAGCGAGUACGCCCAGCGCGCCUACGACGUCUUCAUGGUCAAUUGGGCCCGCCGGGAGAAAGGGGAGCGGAUGUUCAACCUGGUCGAUCGUCGGAAGGGGUAUUGAUUGAUUGAACCCAUUUAGUUGGUUGGUGGUUCAGGUUUGCGACUGGACCUGUGCUUGAGCUUGAGCUUACUUUGCUUUUGUACUCGCGUGCGUGCAUGCGCGAUACACGAGAGAGUCUAAGUCGGAGAAAAGAAAAGGGGAGGUUGGUGGGUGAGAGGGAGACGGACAGGGCGAAGAAAAGAGGUGGGAGAACUGAUAUAGAUAGACGGACCGUCGUUCCUUUUCUUUCUACCUAGAAUUUCCCCCUUUGCAAAGGUAAGGUUGCGUCUUGAAGUCGAGUCGAGUCGAGUCGAGAGCCUUUGGGUUGAGUUGGGUUUACACUCUCCAGUUCCGACAUGCAGUCCUCCUCUAGUCCUCCUUGUUCUCACCGGGUCAGCAAACGGGGCAGCAAAAGAUGGAAGAACAAGAACAAGAUGCUCGGACGCGCCGCCCAUGGUGGGCCACCGUCAUGGAUAGAAUGGAUAGAAAGGAUAGAUUAUGCCCUUUUGCUACGCUAUGCCAUGCCACAUCCCGUG